AAUGAAACUGUCAAGUUCCGGUCAUGUCCGCAAGUAUGCAUCUGUGAAUUAUCUGAAAAAUGAACCGAAAAAACCAGAUGUUAAAACAGCAAUUCCAGGCCCGAAGACUCUGGCUCUAACGGAGAAAUUAGGAAAAAUCCAAAAUACUGGGGCCAUAAAUUUUUUUGUUAAUUAUGAAAAAUCCAUUGGAAAUUAUAUUGUUGAUGUUGAUGACAACGUACUUUUGGAUGUUUUCACUCAAAUUUCAUCAAUACCACUUGGCUACAAUCAUCCGAGAUUUCAUGAUGUAAUGAAAAAUUCACAAAACUUGUCACAUUUCAUCAAUAGACCUGCCUUGGGAAUUUUUCCAUCAGCUGAUUGGCCUGAUAAACUAGAGAGGGCGCUUUUGUCGAUUGCUCCCAAAGGCUUAAAACAUGUUACAACUAUGGCUUGCGGUGCUUGUUCUAAUGAACAAGCAUUUAAACUUAUGUUUACCGCUUAUCAAAGAAGAAAACGUGGUGAGCCAACAGAAGAAGAAAAAGAAAGCUGCGUUUAUAACAAAGAGCCUGGAUGUCCAGAUUUAGUAAUUCUAGGAUUCGACGGAGCCUUUCACGGCAGAUCAAUGGGUUGUUUAAACGUAACUCAUACGAAAUGGAUUCAUAAAAUGGAUUAUCCUCAUAUGGAUUGGCCCUGUGCAGCAUUUCCAAAAUUGAAAUAUCCUUUGGAAGAGAACGUUGAAGAAAAUAAACAGGAAGAAGCGCGUUGCCUGGAAGAUGUUAGAAGGAAAAUUGACGAAUACAACGCAAGGGGUAAAUUUGUUGCCGGCUUAAUUGUAGAACCAAUUCAAGGCGAAGGAGGAGAUAAUUCUGCUUCUGCUGAUUUCUUUUGUCAAGUGCAAGCAAUUUGCAAGGAAAAAGGAGUGUUUUUUCACGUUGAUGAAGUACAAACGGGGGGAGGAUCCACUGGAACUAUUUGGCAACACGAACAAUGGAAUUUACCACAUCCUCCAGACGUUGUUACAUUUAGCAAAAAAAUGCUGACAGGAGGCUUUUAUGCUACAGAUGAACUAUUGCCCAGGGAAGCCUACCGUAUUUUCAAUACUUGGAUGGGCGAUCCUACAAAAGUGCUGUUGCUAGAAGAAAUGGUGAAGGUUAUCAAGGAUGAAAAUUUAUUGUCACAGGUCAAGGUGACAGGGGAAUAUUUGAGAAGUAAUUUAAAUGAGCUACAGGUAAAUUUAGAUAAGUUAUGGUGAAACUAUUUUUUUAAUAUCAUAAAUAUUUCCAUUACGUCACAGAAAAAAUAUAAUAAAAUAAUGACGAACCUUAGAGGUGCUGGACUCUUUUUAUGCUUCGAUUGUCCAACAGUAGAGACAAGGGAUAAACUUAUAUCGACACUGAAAUCCAAAGGAGUUCUAUUGGGUGGUAACGGUGUUUCGUCUGUACGCGUUAGACCAACUUUGGUCUUUGGAAAAGGUCAUGCCGACAUUCUCCUAAACUCUCUUGAAGAAACUCUUGAAGAACUUCAAUGAAAAAAAAGAAAGUCCUAAAUUUUUUAAAAAGCACGAUUUUCAUUGUUUUUAACAUAGAUGUUUACAUUGAUCCUAUUACACAUUUACUGUUAUCCUAUAAAUGAUGCUGAU
This is a messenger RNA of Dimorphilus gyrociliatus, 1618 nucleotides long. Lineage: Eukaryota; Metazoa; Annelida; Polychaeta; Dinophilidae. The record is from the annotation of a GenBank genome assembly.